Messenger RNA from Cyprinus carpio (common carp), 1370 nucleotides. RefSeq names its product four and a half LIM domains protein 2. Lineage: Eukaryota; Metazoa; Chordata; Actinopteri; Cypriniformes; Cyprinidae. Gene Ontology annotation, cellular component: nucleus; Z disc. The record is from RefSeq and is a predicted model, not a curated record. Gene Ontology annotation, molecular function: transcription coregulator activity.
GAUUUCUGGAUGUAACAUUAUAUUUUACCUCGACUGGGGUUUUCAAUACACGAUGAAAUGGAAUAUUCACACUGCAAUCAAUUAUUAUUCAGUCAUAUACAGGAAUUGUUUGAAUCAAGAUGGCAGAACGCUAUGACUGCCACUACUGCAAGGAGUCUUUGUAUGGGAAGAAGUAUGUUCUGCGUGAUGAAAAUCCAUACUGUGUGAAGUGCUAUGAGAGCCUCUACUCCAACACCUGUGAGGAGUGCAAGAAACCCAUUGGCUGCAACAGCAGAGAUCUGUCUUAUAAGGACCGUCACUGGCAUGAUGACUGCUUCCACUGCUUCAAAUGUCACCGUUCUUUGGUGGACAAGCCGUUCUCCACCAAGGACGAGCAGCUACUGUGUACUGAGUGUUACUCCAAUGAGUAUUCCUCUAAAUGUUUUGAGUGCAAGAAGACAAUCAUGCCAGGCUCCAGGAAGAUGGAGCAUAAGGGGAACAGCUGGCAUGAGACCUGCUUUACCUGCCAGCGCUGUCAGCAGCCUAUUGGAACCAAGAGCUUCAUUCCUAAGGACAACAAUAACUACUGUGUGCCCUGCUACGAGAAACAAUUUGCACUGCAGUGUGUGCACUGCAAGAAGCCAAUCACCACUGGGGGUGUGACCUACCAUGACCAGCCAUGGCAUAAGGACUGCUUCUUGUGUACUGGCUGUAAGCAGCAGCUCUCUGGCCAGCGCUUCACCUCUCGUGAUGACUUUCCCUAUUGCCUCAACUGCUUCUGCAAUCUGUAUGCCAAGAAGUGCACUGCCUGCACCACCCCUAUUAGUGGUCUGGGAGGCAGCAAAUACAUCUCCUUUGAAGAGAGACAGUGGCACAAUGACUGCUUCAACUGCAAGAAGUGUUUGGUGUCCCUGGUGGGCCGCGGCUUCCUGACGGAGAGAGAUGACAUCCUGUGUCCUGACUGUGGCAAAGACAUCUGAUCAGACAGCACAGCACUGCAAUUCCUAACAUUUGAUUCUUUUAUUACAUAGCUUAUAUUCUUAGAGUUUAAUAGCAAAGCUUUCAUCAAAGGUAAUAGAUUUGUCUAAAAGUUCUCUUUAGAUAAUUAGCUUUAAAGGGGCCUGUGCAUGCCAAGGCCUAUAAUUAUUAUAAUAUUGUGUCAUGAUUUUGUGGUCGUUAGCCAAACCAAAAGAAAUAUAUGCAGUGUGAAAAUAUUUUUUAUUUUAGAUAUAGAGACAUAAAGCACAAGGAAUGUUACAUUUUAGUUUACUUGCCUGUUUUACCUUUUUUUGACUAACAUUUGCUUUUGACUCAUCAAUCAAUAUAUAUCAUUUAUAGCCUGUGUGAAGAAUUUGCUGGAGCUCAUAAUAAACUUAUUGAAAAGACAUUCA